Biomphalaria glabrata is the source of this 3434-nucleotide messenger RNA. RefSeq names its product monoacylglycerol lipase ABHD6-like. Bases 364 to 1395 code for a protein of 343 amino acids. The transcript is spliced from 10 exons. The record is from RefSeq and is a predicted model, not a curated record. Gene Ontology annotation, molecular function: catalytic activity. Lineage: Eukaryota; Metazoa; Mollusca; Gastropoda; Planorbidae.
ACAAUAAAACUGCUAGAUCUCUCAAAGUUUGGACUUUGAUCGAGUGAUUCAUGAUUGCACAUUUAAAUCUAUGUGAUAACAGUAAGAAGACAAAUAUCAAUACACUAAGAGAUCUACAUAAUUAAUAAUAAGAGUCUAUGAUAUAGACUGUAGAAUCUAGUUCUAGACAUUCUUGAAGUCGAUCUACGCCUACGGCCUAGAAAAGUAGAAUCUAGAUUAGUAGACGAUGAUAUAUGCAGAGCAGCAAGAUGAAGUCAUGUAACAUGUUUAUGAAUGAAUAGAUCUACACCUGACUUGAAUCUGGAACAUCUAUUUGGACAGUUGACCUAGUGAAAGUUAUCACCAGAAAUCUCUCGAGUCACAAUGUGGACAUUGGUCAUCAGCAUUACUACUGGUUUGGUGUUUACAGUCUUAACUGGAGUGCUGGUCUUAUUCUAUUUCUUGCCACAUAAACUAAUCAGACUCAGUUUCCUUAUACGCCAGUAUCAUGCCGGAAUGAAAAUCAAUUAUGUUGGUGAUGAAGAGAUGAUCUUCUGUUACGGAGAGCGCAACAGACCUCAGGCUAAUAAGCCGAGCAUUGUGUUUGUACAUGGGUUCUCAUCCUCCAAAGAUCAGUGGAUCUCAUGUUUUAAAGGUUUGCCCCAAGACUUACACAUGAUAGCCUUAGACUUGCCAGGUCAUGGGUUCUCAAGUUUUCCCCCAGAGGAUGUUCAACUAGGAAUUGAAUACGUUGUCCACACAUUGAAUAAAUUUUUAAAAUUAGUCGGACUAUUUGAUCACAAAAUUCAUCUUGUAGGCUCAUCAUUGGGUGGAGCCAUUGUUGGUCUGUAUGCGACAAAACAUCCCGAGAGGGUGGCCAAGGUGACCAUGAUAUGUCCAGCAAUGCAGACGCCAGUGGACAGUGACUUUGCUGUUAAGCUUAAAGAAGCCCUGGCUGAAGGGCAUGAGAAACUCUCUUUUAACGACAGUGUUCUCCUGGCCAAUAACAUUGAGGGCCUGAAGAAUCUGCUGGAGUGUAGCUGCUACAAUAAGUCUGCGUUAAAGAUAAGUGACCAGUUCUUUAAAGGAUUUCUGACACUGCGUCUACCAAAAAUGGAAUUUUACCUGAGAUUGUUCAAGGCCAUUACAACUGAGGAAAACUUUGAUUUGUUGGCCAAUAUAGCACAUGAGAUUGUGGUGCCCUCACAGCUGAUCUGGGGAAAGCAAGAUGAGCUCAUACAUGUGAGUGGAGCUGAUGUCCUGAGUGCCAGAUUGCCGAACUGUUAUUAUGUAGAUAUCAUUGACAACUGUGGUCAUGCAGUAGACCUGGAUCGACCAGGGAUACUAAACAAACAUCUACUCAAGUUUAUACGUGAAGACUGUUGCAAGGAAAUCAACACCAAGAAAAGUGAUUAGUUUAGGAUUUAUGUAGACAUUCUGUACUUACAUAUGAUAAUAAUUAAUUAGGUUGGAAUAGAUGGUUUAAUUAAUAAUUACUUUUCAGAUUGAAAUAGAUGGUAAAAUAUUUACCAGUAAUGUACAAUUUAUAAAUAUUUUUGUAUUGCAUAGGAAUUAAUUGUCCAAACUGAUAAUUAGUAGGAAUUUUUUUGCAUAGCAUAUUGUUAUCAAACUUAAGCAUUGUUGACAUAACUGAAGAAUCCAUUUUCUUAAUUGAUUGUUUCAAAUUUAAUGCUUUGACUUAAAUAUGUAAAUUGCUAAAUUAUUGAAGGCUUGUCAAGUCAAUUAACUGUGAUAAAAAAAAAAGAACAAUUUGACAAUAUUUUUAUUUUAUAUAUUAUUUGUUUACUUUUAUAAUGUAGAAAUCAUUUUUCAUUAAGUCUGUUGACUUUGUUGAUAAGUUUCAUUUUAUCACCUAUAAUUUAUUUUAUAAGUAGAAGUGUUGAAUGUUAUUGCUACUUAGAAACAAUUUUGUGUCGUGCAAAGUAAGACAUUUUUACAAUUUUAUGAUUAUUUAUCAUGAUGAAAUAAGAUAAUUUUAUAGGUCAGAAGAAUGAAGAAAUGGAAAUUUUAUUUUGACUACAAUUGUCCACCAUUGUCAACGUAACCACUAUAACAAUUACAAAAUAGAUGCAAACACGAACAAUGAUCACGGUGUUCACGUAAACAAACAAACGCACAACCAGCACUUAAUAAAUUAGACUUCUAAGUACUUUUUGUAAAUGAGUAGAGACUUUAAAAACACCCUGAUAGAAAGUGGAAUAAAUGAGUUUUUAUAUUUUGCCUUGUUUAUAGUUUAUAUUUUGAUCUAGUUUUUAAAUUUUAAAUAUUUCAAUUUCAAAGUGCCAUAAAAAAAGCUUCUGGCUCAGACAUUUAUAGACCUUGUGCGCUACAAAUAAAUAACUAAUAACUCAUGAGACAUUUUCAAAUCUGAGAAGUCAGUCAGACCUACUUUGUAAGUUGUUUUAAUGGGACAAAUGAUGUGGAGGAUCUUAGGAAUCACCAUUGACGAGUGUAAUAAAAUUGACUUACGGUGCGAGGUUAAGGUCAAACAGUUUGACUUUGUGUGUCAGGGUGAGGUCAAACAGUUUGACUUUGUGUGUCUGGGUGAGGUCAGACAGUUUGACUUUGUGUGUCCGGGUGAGGCCAAAGCUAAAUAUUUUGCUAAAUAUUUUUUUCAUAUUUCAUUAGAGUGACACUUGUUGAAGUUUCCAAAGAACCAAUCUAAAAAAAAAAAAUGUAAUAAAUUUUAAAUCUGAAGUGUUUGUGCAUGUCAUAGCUAUGGUUUUGUUGCUUUAGCUUAACUGUGUCUUUUUAUUGUAUAAAUUUUAUUGUAUAAAUUUACAUUGCAGUGUUAUUUAAUUUGUUUGUUUUUCAGCAAUAUCAUUGUGUCUAUUUUAUUUAUAUCUUUUUUCUACAUCAGGGAGUGUUGAUUGUUGGGUUUUGAUCUGGCUUCAAGAAUGAAAAAAAAAAGUUAUUUUGAUAUUUGAAAAGUACCUCAUGAGAGAGAGAGAAGGGAUUAUUUAUGAAGAGAUACUCUUAUACAAAUUAAAUAAUGUUAUUUAUUUAUUACAAUAGCAAGAAUGCCAGUAGGUCGACUUCCACAAGACAUCCUGUAUGGCGAUCUUAUUGAAGGCAGGAGAGCCACUGGUCGCCCAUUUUUACGGUAUACAGAUUACAGAUGUUUGCAAACGCGACAUGAAGCUAUUUAAAAUUGACACUAGCAGCUGGGAAAAAGUAGCACUGGAUAGAUCCACAUGGAGAGAGAGCAUAAGAGAAGGGUCUCGGAUUGCAGAUGCCAUACACAACAGAAGUAGAAAGAAGGCAGAAAAUGCAACUGCGCCUGGUGAUUUCAUAUGCCCAAUCUUCAACCGCAGUUGUGUAUCAAGGGUUGGCCUCUUUAGCCACACAAGAAGUUGCAAAGGGAAAAGAUCAUCUCUCGAGACGUAAAAUGCCACAAUAGCAAGAAAUUUCCUUUAUUUUUUUUUUUUUUUUUU